Molecule: messenger RNA, 432 nt
Organism: Pollicipes pollicipes
Lineage: Eukaryota; Metazoa; Arthropoda; Thecostraca; Pollicipedomorpha; Pollicipedidae
Product: transcription factor Dp-1-like
Exons: 3
Coding region: 57-350 (97 amino acids)
Source: RefSeq, a predicted model, not a curated record
UGUUCAACUUCAACGACACGUUCGAGAUUCACGAUGACAUUGAGGUGCUCAAGCGCAUGGGCUUGGCGCUCGGUCUCGAGAACGGCACGUGUCGCGAGGAGGACGUCGAGAAGGCCAAGGCCAUGGUGCCGCCCUCCCUGGCGCCCUAUAUAGACCAGUUGGCGCGGGACGGCAGCCAGUCGGAACGGCUGAGCGUCGACCUGGAGACGGCGCUCUCGACGCGUGGCCUCGGCAGCGGCACGUCCACGACCUCGGAGCGUGGCGACUCCGUCACGCCCAGCAUCGACUUCGACACCGACGACGACGAGGAGGAGGACGACGAGGACGACGACGACGAGGAGGAGCACUGAGUGCGCGUACAAACGAGGGGCGGGCGGGCCCCGGCGGGCGGAGCCAAGAGGCGCCGGCCGCGCAGUCAGGCUGGCGCGGGCG